UGCUGCCUUGGUCCCCGUCUGUUCAGCGUGUAGCUCCGUCCUCCGCGCCUGCAGUGCGAGUCUACAGAAUGGGCGAUAAAGAGCUUGCAAACGGCGUCGAGGGCCCCACGCCCCAGAGCCUGAUCACGGAGGAGCACGUCGCCGCGGCCCUGCGGAAGGACAAGGGCGCCGACGUCCGCCUCACCUCCUGGAGCGUGGAGGACUUCACCAGGAAGGGCGACAACUACGCGUGCGUCGUCAGCAGCGUGCGGGCAAGCUACGCCAAGGGCAAGGAGGACGCAGAGGUCGUGUACGUCGUGAAGUUGAACCCCUGCAGGAAUGUGGAGUCGUUUAAGGAGUUCACCCGCACGAUCUUCGAGAAGGAGUGCCUCUUUUACCUGUCGCUCGUCCCCGACCUCAACCGGAUGCUGGAGGGCGCCGGCCAGACCCUCCUGAGGGUGCCGAGGUGUUUCCACGGCUCCCUCGUGGACGGCAGGGAGAUGAUAUUCUUGGAGGACCUCCGGCCGAGGGGCUUCAAGAUGUUCGACCGCAAAAAGGGCCUCGACGUCGCCCACGCCUCCCUGAUCCUGCAGGAGCUCGCCAGACUCCACGCGGCGUCCGUCCUCCUGCAGGCAGAGACGCCUGACGAAGACCUGAUCAAGAAAUACAAGUUCCUGAAGAAGGACUGGCUUGACGGCAACAAAGAUUCGCCCCACGGCAUCCUGUCCCUCUUCGACGGCUACCUGCGCAACGCCAUCGAGAUCCUGGAGACGGUGGGCGGCUACGAGAGGGCCAUCGCGUGGGUGGAGAGCCUCAGGCCGGAUUUGGAAGAGAUCUUGACGACGAAGUUGGGGAUGGGGAAGUUCAACGUGGUUUGCCAUGGCGACUGCUGGAAUAACAACGUUCUGUUCAGGUACGACGACGAGGGCCGCCCCCUGGAGGUGAUGCUCCUCGACCUCCAGCUGUGCCGUAGGGCCUCCCCCGCCACCGACCUCAACUACCUCCUCUACACCAGCCUCACGGGCGACGUCAGGAAGCCCAACCUCGAGAAAUUCCUGGCCUCCUACUACGCCACCUUCGCUUCGAUCCUCAACGCCGCCGACUUCGGGGGGGACUACCCCUCGGAGACAGAAACGAAGGAGGACUUUCGGGAACACAACGUCGUGGCGGCGGUCUUCGCUAUGAUGAUCGUGCCUAUGGUUCUCAUGGAGUCCGACGACGUGCCGGAGCUCUCCACGCUCACGGACGACAACCUCGACGAUGUCAUGGACGAGUUCAAGGGUCAAGCGCUGAAGCUGCUCGAUUCGAACCCGCUCAUGAAGCCUCGAUUUCUCGCCAUGUUCGACGAGUUCAUGGAAACGGGACUCAUUCCUUGAAGACUUUUCAUGUUUUUUUUUUCUUUCUUUCUUUCUUUUUUCUCCCUCUCUUAUCUACUCAUUCCUUGA
This is a messenger RNA of Penaeus vannamei (Pacific white shrimp), 1424 nucleotides long. NCBI's taxonomy places the organism in Eukaryota, Metazoa, Arthropoda, Malacostraca, Decapoda, Penaeidae. The record is from RefSeq and is a predicted model, not a curated record.